CUGGGGGUAAUUGUGACCCACAGCUAAGUGUUUACAUCCUGAAAGACCAUGUGAUUGUGAAAUGCAAUACCUACAUGGUAGCAUAUAUAUGAAAAAUGUACACAUGUAGCUGCAUGUAUUUAAACUUUGACUGUCAUGUGUGAAGGUUUACUAUUGUCAAAAUGGAUAGUGAUUGUCAACAGUGAAUUUUGCUUGGAGAAUUUAUUGAAUUGUCUUUCUGGUCUGAAUGGACACGGCAAGGAUCAUCCAUUGGACGAUUAUGCAGUAAAUGACAGAUGGUUAGGAUACUGAAACAAAGAUGGCCUCCAAGGAGCGUCAUUGAUAAAUUUGUUUAUGCAGAGCAAAAUGGUCCUUAAUGAGAAGAAAUGGGUUCCCUGUUGUGUCCUCACCACUUGUUGAUGCCUCACAAAGUGAUGAAGGUUACAGACUCUGACGAAUCCUCAGGCCCCAUGGUUACCAUGAACAGGUUCAGCCGAGCAUGUCGGGCUUGUGGGUCCCCAGCUCCUCCUAAACUCACACGCUCAAAGAGCUGGAGUGAGAGCUCUGCGGCCAGUUAUGAAACAGCAAUAAUUGGGGAAGCGCAUGGUCUGGUGACAGACAUGCUGGCUGACAGCAGUUUACCUCCGCACAUUGUGAGCGGGUUAGGGGCGGUCAGCAACCUACUGAAACCCCCAGAGAACCACAGCCACGUGCAUAAGCCCAAGGUGAGCCCGCUGGUCUCGCUCACCGAGUCCUCUAGCUAUGGCUCAGACAGCGAGGACUUACCUUACACAGGAGAGAGGCCCUCCUCAUUACCAAAGAGAUUACGGAGGAGUCUCCCGCCCAGCUUGAUACGGCGGAUGUCCACAAGUACAUGGACGACGACAACGUCUGCCACGGGCAUGCCCACUCUAGAACCAGAGCCAUGUCGGUUGCGUAGCUCAAGUUUUCGACACCCUCGCGACAGUACGCCCAGCUCAAGCCCGACGGGUAGCCGUAGCAACAGUCCCUCACCCAGCUCCCCGACAACGGUCACCUUGACCAUCCCCAAGUCAAGGUCAUUCUCAGUGGCCUCCCCAUCCACACACAAUCUGCCACCUAGUCAGAAGAGACUCGUCCGCAAAAGUGUGGGGUUCGCUCCCUUGAACACAGACCUUAAGCCCGACACAUUUAAACCAGUCAGCCCCCUGGUAGGAGGAGAUGGUGUCCACACGGGAGACAGCAGUAAAACGUACCCGACCUCAGCCAAAGAUGCUCAAAGUGUUUCGGUGAAAAGACUGAACGUUACGUCAGACUAUGAGAGUAACGACUCUCCGAGCAGUAGUGAUCAUAGUGACAAUGUGCUCACAGGAGAGGACCUGGUGGGAUCCCCGCCCAAAAAGCUCAUCUGUAGAAAUGAUAUUAACCCCCUCGUUCACAAACCCGCAAUUUCUUCUUCGUCUGAGCCAGUGGCAGAGACAGAGGAGAAGGGGCUGGUGUGUGACGUGGUUGCCUCCCCUGGCCUGCAGGACUCAGGACAGGAGGGGGACGGUGAUGAUGAGCGGGAGGAGAGCGUACAGCCAGAGCCAGUGCGGAGGUCCAGCCUCGUAGACACAGACACCGCGCACAUAGUGUCACAAAUUGAAGACUGUGCUUUGUUACAAAUUCAUAGGCUCCAGGAAUGGGACUACCCCAUUUUUGAACUCGCAGACUUGGCAGGAGAUUACAUUCUUAGCAAGGUUGCUUAUAAGUUAUUUAUGGAGGUGGGGCUUUUCGAAACAUUCCGAAUUCCAGUACCUGAGUUUCUGCAUUACUUUCACGCCCUGGAAAUGGGCUAUCGAAAAAAACCAUAUCAUAACUGUGUUCAUGCCACAGACGUUUUACAAGGGGUGUAUUUCCUCACUACGCAACCCAUCCCCGGCUUUCAGCAGAUAACCACAAGUGACACGUUCGGUCGACAGGGGUCAUCCAGUGAGUCAGAAUGUGAAACAGAGCGAAGUUUUCUACAUCGGCCCAACUUCCUAGCUGAGGACAGCUAUGGCAUCAUGGGAGGUAACUUCCCUGCAUUAGAGUUGAUGGCGUGUUACACAGCGGCGGCCAUGCACGACUACGACCACCCCGGGAGGACUAACGCCUUCCUCGUAGCUACUCAUGCCCCUCAGGCCAUCCUGUACAACGAUCGCUCAGUAUUAGAAAACCACCACGCAGCUGCAGCCUGGAACCUCUUCUUGUCCAACCCUAAACAUAACUUCUUGUCUGGCCUGGACAAAGCUGAAUUCAAAAGGUUCCGCUUCCUGGUUAUAGAGAACAUUCUAGCCACAGACCUCAAGCGGCACUUUGAAAUUUUGGCAGAAUUCAAUGCAAAGGUGAACGAAGAUGAGUCUCCAGGGAUUGACUGGACAUUAGAAACUGAUCGUUUGCUGGCCAUGCAGAUGGCAAUCAAACUGGCUGACAUCAAUGGGCCGUGUAAGACACACAACCUUCAUGUCAACUGGACAAUGAGGAUAAGUGAGGAAUUUUAUGAACAGGGUGAUGAAGAAGCAAAACUAGGGAUGCCCAUUUCACCUUAUAUGGACAGGAAAAAUGCACAGCUGUGUAAACUACAGGAAUCAUUUAUCAACCACUUGGUGGCGCCACUGUGUAAUGCCAUGGUUACUGGCGGGCUGGUUCCUGGCACCUGGGUUGAUGAGGAAAGUGAUGGAGAUGCGUCGGGUACUGAUACAGAUAAGGGAGACAGCACAUGUAAAGACACUGAAGAUGAGCUGACAGAUCAGGAAAGCACAGAUUCUCCUCCAAUCACAUCAAAGAAGUUAAAAUCCACGCGGAAGGUGAAUUGUCUGUUGACGAAGAAUCUGAAGGACAACCACGAGUACUGGGUGGCCAGGUUAAAAGAGGAAGAGAUGGAGAAGUCUGCUGGGCAGGAGAGAGAUGUGGUAGAUGCGACAGAUUCAGACCAGAGUCUAAGUGAAGAAGAAAUGGUUCCUUCACUAGAAAAAGUAACAGAAAUGGAAACCAUUAAAGAAGAAGUAGAAACUGUCAAUGGGAAACCAGAAUCUCCAAGCUAGACAUUGGACGAGAACAAAUUUUUAUAUGGUUGUGCUUUUGAGAUGGAACCUGAUCGGUUGCUGAUCAACUAAUGGUGCCUAGGUCACUCCACCCUGGCUCAUGCAGACUGAAAGCCAAGAAAGGGAGACAAUGUGAUGCCAUCCAGACCAGCCCCCUUUUUCUGACUGUCGAUGAGUAAGGAUCAUAGAUACAUGCAUGGUAGGGGUAUUUUUUGUGGAGAUGUGUUUUUGACAAAUCGACACCAAUUGUGUCGUGUAUUGCAGGAGUGCUGGCCAUGACCGCAGACCGCAGACACCUUAACGAGGUACGUUGGAUUAGUAGAAGACUAUACCUCUGCGAGACAGAACUCCAACGGGACUGAAGUAGCUUUGUGAAGUUUUUGGAAACCACAAACUGGAGACUGCUGAAGCAGUCUGUCUGGAUUGAGACAAAAUACUCUGUAUUUAUAUUGUUGACUUGCCUCUUGAGGAAGUAUGUUAUUAAACCAAUCUCACAGCUGAGAAGAAAUAUUUCUUCCGAUGUAUUUCAAUUUUUACUAAUUGUAGCAGAGCCUGCAAGUCAAGGAGUUGAGGGCACUGUUGAAUGGAUAUGUGAU
This is a messenger RNA of Liolophura sinensis, 3619 nucleotides long. RefSeq names its product cGMP-inhibited 3',5'-cyclic phosphodiesterase 3A-like. The record is from RefSeq and is a predicted model, not a curated record. Gene Ontology annotation, molecular function: 3',5'-cyclic-nucleotide phosphodiesterase activity. NCBI's taxonomy places the organism in Eukaryota, Metazoa, Mollusca, Polyplacophora, Chitonida, Chitonidae. Gene Ontology annotation, biological process: signal transduction.